Molecule: messenger RNA, 1076 nt
Organism: Ochlerotatus camptorhynchus
Lineage: Eukaryota; Metazoa; Arthropoda; Insecta; Diptera; Culicidae
Gene: Rpp25
Product: ribonuclease P protein subunit Rpp25
Exons: 4
Coding region: 245-1033 (262 amino acids)
Biological process (GO): tRNA 5'-leader removal
Cellular component (GO): ribonuclease MRP complex
Molecular function (GO): RNA binding
Source: RefSeq, a predicted model, not a curated record
UUUGGAUCGCGAUCCGCGUUUCAUGUACGAUAAUUUCGUGAAUUUGAAUUGCUAUUGAAAAGUGGUGAGCAGUUACUGGAAAAUAGUGUUAUAAAGUGAAAGUUCAGUGAAAGUGAAUUCUUAAUUCUUCAAGGUGACCCAAAAAUUGUCCCGAAGGACUCGUUUAUAGACGAGAUCGUAGCAGGCGUUGACUUUAAACUUUCCUGAAGAGAAAAGCCGGCUGACGGCACUAAAUGGACCAAAGAUGAUGCACUACAAGAAGGGUAAAAACGUCGAGGAGGAGCUCACCAAGGAGCAGAUUCCGAUCGAAGUGCUUCCGGGGCAGUUUCUGUGGAUGCACGUGAAGGGUGGUUCGCGCAUUUUCAAUCUCGUGGACUAUGCCAGGAAAGCGCUGGAGUCCGGCGACCAGCGUACGGUGGUGUGGAGCGGAACGGGCGGUGGCAUCGGGAAAACCAUCAGCUGUGCCGAGAUCAUGAAGAAGGACUUCGAACUGCACCAGAUCACGCGGGUAUGCUACCGGAAAGUCGAAGAAUACUGGGACCCGCAGCAGGAAGGUCUGGAACAGAUUGUGGCCACCAGAAACAUACCCAGCAUCCACAUCCUAAUGUCGUUGGAUGAAAUCGACCCUAAAACACCUGGCUAUCAACAUUCGAAAACCCGCACCACGUUUUGGCUGGAAUCGGAUGGCAAGGGAGGAUCCGGGUCAGGUUCGCGGAAGGGUGGUAAUUACUUCACCGGACCACAGCUCAACAAAAAACCGAACCGCCACUAUGGGGAUGAUAAAAAUGGAGCAGCUAAUGGGAACGGCGGGGGCGGUGGUGGUCGAAAGAAAAACAGAAAUAAGAAUAAAGCUGAAAAGACCGCGGGGGAGAAAGGUGAUGGACAGCAGCAGAAAGUUCAAGCCAGUGGGAGUGGAGAAAAUAAGGCCAAGAAAGUGAAGAAGAAUGAGAACAAACCGAAAGCGGACCCUGGUGGAGGAGCCAAGUCGGACAAAGCUCCGGCUGACAAACAGCCGAUGGAGAUUGGUGAGUAGUGGUUUGAAGCGUUUGGAAUUCAAUACAUGUUGUUGAAUGAAA